AUGGGCGCUUUGAAGUACACAAAACUGCCUGACGUUAAACAUAUGGACACCUGUUUCGGGUCGGGAGUACAGAGUGAACCAUUAAAACCGGUGACGUUUUGGAUACACGGCGGGGCCCUAACCGUUGGCUCCAUAUACCAGCAAAUGGACAAUGGUAGUAUAUUGGCAACAAAUAACGUGGUGUUCGUGUCGGCCAAUUACCGGUUGAUAGAGAAAACACAUCUAUUUGGCGGAGAUAGGGAUCAGAUCACUAUAUUUGGCGCGAGUGCCGGCAAGUGGUCUGUGUCCGCACACCUGUUGUCACCGUUAAGUAAAGACCUAUUUAAGAGGGCUAUUAUACAGAGCGGUGUCCUUAUGUUCAAUAAGGAUCGGCCGGUUUUGGGUACUGUCGACGGGUUGGCGAAGGCCAAGGAGAUGGUCCGUAGGGUUGGUUGCGAUCCAUACGACUAUAAAUGGUUAGACUGUUUGCAAACAGUGAAAGACCCGGAGCUGUUGUUGACGCCCACACCUGGAGAUUCUGCAUAUGUGUUCUCGUAUCCCGUGUUUGGCACUAAAUUGUUGCCACUUUUACCACAAACAGCAUUUGCGAGAACGAAAAUAUGGACUAAUAUUGCUAAAAAUAUUAAACCACAUGACGUUUGGCCACAACUUUGGGACAAAUCUGUGAUUCGAGUGAAAGACUUGAAUCCCAACGAUAUGUCACUUAUUCUCAACAAUCUAUACGAGAGUACGUGUGAUGGCAUUUGGAAACACUAUUUCUCAUCAAGUAUUGAUGUGAACACGAGUUCGGGUUCAGUGAGGGGUCAGACACUCCAUGUCUUGAAUCGCUCUAUACAUCAAUUCUUGAAUAUACCCUACGCUGAGCCCCCUUUAGGCCCACUCAGGUUCGCCCCUCCCGUACCCCUCAAAACACCAAAAAAGGAUAUAAUAGACGGCACAGUACACGGAAAGUCAUGCAUACAAACCAUAGACCCAAUGUUUGAACAAAUGAUGGGUAAACUCACCAUCAGUGAGGACUGUCUAAACCUAGGCAUAUGGACUGAGACGACGGGUAAUGAUAUACCGAGCGGUCAAUUAAAACCGGUCAUGUUUUAUAUACACGGAGGCGCGCUGUCUAUUGGCUCGUUGUAUCAAAACUUGUAUAACGGAAGUGUUUUACCCAUAAAUGAUGUGGUGGUGGUGUCCGUGAAUUACCGGUUGGGACAGUUGGGCUUUCUAUAUGGCGCCGACGAGACAGCGCCCGGAAAUGCGGGCUUUUAUGACCAGUUAAUGGCACUCAAAUGGGUUAGAGAAAACAUCCACUCAUUUGGCGGAGAUAGGGAUCAGAUCACCAUUUUUGGUGAGAGCGCCGGCAGUCUAUCCGUAUCGGCACACCUAUUGUCUCCGCAAUCAAAGGGCUUAUUUAAAAAGGCUAUCGUACAGAGCGGUGCCCUUAUGUUCAAUAAGGAUCGACCGAUUUUGGGUACAGUCGACGGGUUGGCGAAGGCCAAGGAGACGGCCCGUAGGGUUGGCUGCGAUCCAUACGAUUAUAAAUGGUUGGACUGUUUGCGGGCAAUAGAGGACCCGAACCUGAUGAUUGAGUUGACCGAAGGGGGCGAGAAAUUUGUCCCUACUUUCCCGGUUUAUGGCACAGAAUUUCUACCAAUUUUGCCCCAAAAGGCAUUUGAAAAUGGUGACUAUAAUUCAGAUGUCGAUAUAAUGGCAGGUGUGGCCAAAGACGAGGGCCCACUUUUGGCAAUCAUGCAAUAUCCACAACAAUUGAUGGGCCAAAAAUUUGACCUAGUUGCAUUCAAACAGUUGGUAUCUCAUUUAAGCGAUUUCUUUCACAACAUCGAUGCGGACAAAGUGGUCGCACAUUAUUUGAAAGAUAUAGACACCGGGAAACCGGAGGCAAUGGUCCGGGCAUUUGGUAACCUUUAUGGUGAUCUAGUAAUGAUAUGUCCGACGUAUUUGUUUGCCAAACGCUGGGCACUUAAGUCAGACAAUCCGGUAUAUUUUUAUCGGUUUAACUUCCAAUCAAAUAUGUUUGCGUCGUUUGGUUGCGAUGACAACACCAUAUGUCACGGCGCGGACGUUACUUAUGUGUUCGGCGAACCCGUGCGGACGGCCACCGCUUUUCGGGAAAUUGAUUACGAUUUCAGUUUAGAUGUUAUGAAGAUAUGGACUAAUUUUGCUAAAAAUAUCAAACCACAUGACGUUUGGCCACAACUUUGGGACAAAUCUGUGAUUCGAGUGAAAGACUUGAAUCCCAACGAUAUGUCACUUAUUCUCGACAAUCCAUACGAGAUGAGGGGUCAGACACUCCAUGUCUUGAAUCGCAAAAUACAUCAAUUCUUGAAUAUACCCUACGCUGAGACACCUUUAGGUCCACUCAGGUUCGCCCCUCCCGUACCACUCAAAGCACCCAAAAAGGAUAUAAUAGACGGUACUGUACACGGAAUGUCAUGUAUACAAACCAUAGACCCAAUGUUUGAACAAUUGAUGGGCAAAAUCACCAUCAGUGAAGACUGUCUAACACUAGGCAUAUGGACUGAGACCACGGGUACAGACAUACCGAGCGGUCAAUUAAAACCAGUGAUGUUUUAUAUACACGGAGGCGCGUUGUCUAUCGGCUCGUUGUAUCAAAAAAUGCACAAUGGUAGUAUUUUGCCCGUUCACGAUGUGGUGGUUGUGUCCGUGAACUACCGGUUGGGACAGUUGGGCUUUCUAUACGGCGCCGACGAGACUGCGCCCGGAAAUGCGGGCUUUUAUGACCAGUUAUUGGCUCUCAAAUGGGUUAGAGAAAACAUACAUCUAUUUGGCGGAGAUAGGGAUCAGAUCACUAUAUUUGGCGCGAGUGCCGGCGCGUGGUCUGUGUCCGCACACCUGUUGUCACCGUUAAGUAAAGGCCUAUUCAAGAGGGCUAUCGUACAGAGCGGUGCCCUUAUGUUCAAUAAGGGUCGACCGGUUUUGGGUACUGUCGACGGGUUGGCGAAGGCCAAAGAGACGGCCCGUAGGGUUGGCUGCGAUCCAUACGACUAUAAAUGGUUGGACUGUUUGCGGGCAAUAGAGGACCCGAACCUAAUUCUGGAUACGGCCGAUGCGGGCGAAGCCUUUAUCAUUGUUUUCCCUGUGUUUGGCACAGAAUUUCUACCAAUUUUACCCCAAAAGGCGUUUGAAAGUGGAGACUAUAAUUCAGAUGUCGCUAUAAUGGCCGGUGUGGCCAAAGACGAGGGCCCAAUGUUGGCUAUCAUGCAAUAUCCACAACAAUUGGUCAAGCAUAAAUUUGACCUAGAUGCUUUUAAACAAUUGGUAUCCAAUGUAAGCGAUAUCUUUCAUAACAUUGAUGCCGACAAAGUGGUCGCACACUAUCUGCAAAGAAUAGACACCGGGAAACCGGAGGCUAUGGUCCGGGCUUUUGGUAACCUCUACGGCGAUCUUGUAAUGAUAUGCCCGACGUAUUUGUUUGCCAAGCGCUGGGCAAUUAAGUCAGAAAAACCGGUCUAUUUUUACCGAUUUAAUUUCCAAACAAAUUUGUUUGCCUCGUUUGGUUGCGAUGACAACACCAUAUGUCACGGCGCGGACGGUGCGUAUGUUUUUGGCGAACCCGUGCGGACGGCCACCGCUUUCCGCGAAAUUGAUUACGAUUUCAGUUUAGAUGUUAUGAAAAUGUGGACUAAUUUUGCUAAAAAUAUUAAAGCACAUGACGUUUGGCCACAACUUUGGGACAAAUCUGUGAUUCGAGUGAAAGACUUGAAUCCCAACGAUAUGUCACUUAUUCUCGACAAUCCAUAUGAGAGUACAUGUGACAGCAUUUGGAGCCAAUAUUUUUGAUCAUUUUAUUAUUAUAUUUAUUGUUUCAAUAAUUUUUAAAUUUUAGGAUUACAAAAAUAAUUACAC
Molecule: messenger RNA, 3879 nt
Organism: Medioppia subpectinata
Lineage: Eukaryota; Metazoa; Arthropoda; Arachnida; Sarcoptiformes; Oppiidae
Source: the annotation of a GenBank genome assembly